AUCAACGUGAGACAGCUACUCCUCGUGAAUUCCACCAACGUAUUUCAUUCUCAGAUAUUAUUGCGUUUUGUUUUCAAAAAUACAGUGGGGUUUAUAAUAAAUAAUCUACCAUGUCGUUGGUGACAUGUUGUCGUUUCUGUUCGCCUUUGUUCCGGUGGAAUCCCCGUGUGUUUGGAUGUUUGGGGAGAUUCACACACACAGGACGCGGAACAUGGACACUUUCACACACACCGCGGGUUCUACACUAUAGCUCUUACUCAGAUAAGUUGGGCUUUCGGCGGACGUUUAAAAGUGCUGUAGCGUCAUGGAGCGAGGAAGUGGGAACAAUUCAGUCAACACAUUAUCAUCUGGUGUAUACAUGCAAGGUCUGUUCGACACGUUCAAUGAAGAAGAUCUCCAAGAUGGCGUAUCACAACGGCGUUGUUGUAGUAAAAUGUCCCGGCUGCCAGAACCACCACAUCAUCGCCGAUAACCUGGGAUGGUUUUCUGAUCUGGAAGGAAAGAGAAACAUCGAGGAGAUUCUCGCAGCCAAAGGGGAGACGGUGAAGCGUCUUGCAGACGAUGCGGCCCUAGAGAUUGUUGCCGAGGAAACGGUUAAAGAAGCGAUGCAGAGGAGCGAAGACGAACAGAAAGCUCUCGCAGACAACUCUGACAAAUCAUGACUCUUCUCCCAAAGUCUCUGUUGCAGAAUUGGACAUGUUGAAAUAGACACCGUGAGAAAUGUUUGGUUAAAGGUGAAUGAUGAACAUCAUAAAUGUCAUAAAUGAAAAGUAUUCAUAAUUGAGAGAUUUCUAGUGUCUUCAUGACAUGCAUUAUUAUUACUCAUAUUUAUUGGGUUAAUCUCCAGGUUCUCACUGUAUUUCAUGUUUCCGUAAACACAUACAAGUACACAAAGCCCUUAUUGACACCCUACAGCUUAUAGCCAUCCUCCAUGAGACCUCUAUAAGACAGACAUUGCCAGACAGGGCCAUAUUGAAGAGCUCAGUGACUUUCAACGAAGCAUGGACAGGAUGCCAGCUUUCCAUCUGGUGGGUUAAAUGAAUUUCUGUUAUGCUAGAGCGAACACUCAUUAGACUUCAGCAUCAGCACAAGGAUGUUUAGUCAGGAGCUUCAUGGGGUAUGUUUCCAUGGCUAGGCAGCCGCACAGAAGCCUUACAUUACCGUAUGCAAAGCAAGGCAUGGGUGGGAGUGGAGUAAAGCCCAUCAUCAGUAGAGCCAGCAAAACACUUUUAAAACACAUGACACAAUUCUCUGAACGAUGAAUCAGCUGGAUUUGGGGGACUCCAGGAAAACACCAGCAGAGAAGGAAUAAUAAUUUAGGGUUCAUUUUCUUUCAUUGUUUACAUGAAACCCCAUAGUCCUGCAAUUGAAGACCGAUGUUAGUUAAAUAGAUUUCGUUUUCACAGCAAAACCAGUUGUCUGUUUUCUUUCUAUACUGUAUAUGUAUCAUGUAUGUGCAUUGGGCUAUGGAUGUAGCAGAUAAAACACGGUUCCUCCUC
Messenger RNA from Tachysurus vachellii, 1499 nucleotides. It is a transcript of the gene dnlz, whose product is annotated as DNL-type zinc finger. The transcript is spliced from 3 exons. Lineage: Eukaryota; Metazoa; Chordata; Actinopteri; Siluriformes; Bagridae. Gene Ontology annotation, molecular function: zinc ion binding; protein-folding chaperone binding. Gene Ontology annotation, biological process: protein folding; protein stabilization; protein import into mitochondrial matrix. Gene Ontology annotation, cellular component: mitochondrion. The record is from RefSeq and is a predicted model, not a curated record. The coding region runs from base 111 to 662 and encodes 183 amino acids.